Messenger RNA from Aspergillus nidulans FGSC A4, 438 nucleotides. RefSeq lists its product as uncharacterized. NCBI's taxonomy places the organism in Eukaryota, Fungi, Ascomycota, Eurotiomycetes, Eurotiales, Aspergillaceae. The transcript is spliced from 4 exons. The coding region runs from base 1 to 438 and encodes 145 amino acids. The record is from RefSeq and is a predicted model, not a curated record.
AUGGCUACCGGGAUGAGCCCUAUCAUUCGUAAUAAGAUGAUAGCUUCAAUCCAUAGUACACAUACCUAUCUGAAACCUCCUAAACAUCCGCAGUUGCAUGAUAUUGGGCAUGCAGCAGUCUCCGACAUCAGUGGUGAGAUUAUACUUCCCAUCGUCUUACUAGUUCCGGAUGAUGGUGUCUCGCUCGCCAUCAGCGUCAAAUCGCAGCUGCUUCAGAGGCUUCCUGAGAGAUUGCUUCAAGGUAACAUUGAUGACCGGCCACCUAAUCUCCGCGCAAUCUUCGCAGUGUCAUCGUCAAGGCUGUGUUGGCACUAUUUUCAUGCAGCAGUCCUAGAAGGUAGGGGUUUGGCAGCCAAACAGAACAGGCCAAGGCAUUACAAAGAUGUAGAACAUGUCUUGAUGACCAUGGAUGUGCAGUCUGAAAAUGAAUAUUACUAG